UAAAUUCAGCGUUCCUAUGAUUAACGUUGCAUAGUUGGCUUUGUGAAUCGCGUCAAUAAUAAGUCCUCGUAGUGAUUUGUAUAUAGUACAUAGAUUUCAAAUUGAACAAUGCAUAUUAGACAAAUAAUAAUUCAAGGCUUCAAGAGUUAUAAAGAUCAAACGGUAGUAGAGCCAUUUGAUAAGAGGCACAAUGUUGUUGUUGGAAGAAAUGGCUCUGGAAAAAGUAAUUUUUUUUAUGCAAUACAAUUUGUACUAAGUGAUGAGUUCACUCAUUUGCGACCGGAGCAGCGUCAAGCUUUACUUCAUGAAGGAACUGGUGCUAGAGUAAUAUCAGCGUAUGUUGAAAUUAUAUUUGAUAAUUCCGAUAACAGAGUACCUGUAAGUUAA
Teleopsis dalmanni is the source of this 387-nucleotide messenger RNA. RefSeq names its product structural maintenance of chromosomes protein 3-like. Gene Ontology annotation, molecular function: cohesin loader activity; double-stranded DNA binding. The transcript has 3 exons. Bases 109 to 387 code for a protein of 92 amino acids. Gene Ontology annotation, biological process: mitotic sister chromatid cohesion. Lineage: Eukaryota; Metazoa; Arthropoda; Insecta; Diptera; Diopsidae. The record is from RefSeq and is a predicted model, not a curated record.